This is a messenger RNA of Heterocephalus glaber (naked mole-rat), 10483 nucleotides long. It is a transcript of the gene Clock, whose product is annotated as clock circadian regulator. The record is from RefSeq and is a predicted model, not a curated record. Gene Ontology annotation, molecular function: protein dimerization activity; E-box binding; DNA-binding transcription factor activity, RNA polymerase II-specific. NCBI's taxonomy places the organism in Eukaryota, Metazoa, Chordata, Mammalia, Rodentia, Bathyergidae. Gene Ontology annotation, cellular component: nucleus; cytoplasm; CLOCK-BMAL transcription complex. Gene Ontology annotation, biological process: circadian regulation of gene expression; regulation of transcription by RNA polymerase II.
GGGGGAAGAGGAGGGCGGCAGUAGCGGUGAAUUUGGGGGCAGGGUGGGGGGGCGUCACUCGCAGCCCCAGGUGCUGCUGGCGCUGGGAACCGCUUUGUCUCCGGGACGCAGCCGGUUAGUGGUUUCGAGGCGCCGAGGACAGUCCUGGGUGGUGAGGGAAGAAGCAGGACCCGCCGCAAGCCACACGCCAAAGAAAAGCACAAGAAAUAAAGAAACUUUUGCACUCAUUGUUAAUUCGGCUAAUGUGCUGAUCCCCGAAAUCAAAGUAAAGUGAAGCUGCUGAAGCUCAGAAGCUGAUUCUGUCACAUUCUAAGAUGCCUUCAGAAGAUUCUCCGCACUGCCUAAAUCAGUCUUUAGAGAUUGGUGAAUUUCACUAGAUGUCACCAGUCUUCAUUUUGAACUCAGAAUUCUGAGAUUGAUGGUUGGUCAUAUAGAAGAAGCCCUUGAACCUAUAGUUUUCUGAAAAAUCAGUUCAAAAGACUGAAAAAGUACAAAGGAGAAGUACAAAUGUCUACCACAAGACGAAAACGUAGUGUGUUAUGUUGUUUACCAUAAGCUGUAGUAAAAUGAGCUCGAUUGUUGACAGAGAUGACAGUAGUAUUUUUGAUGGGUUGGUGGAAGAAGAUGACAAGGACAAAGCCAAAAGGGUAUCUAGAAACAAAUCUGAAAAGAAACGUAGAGAUCAAUUUAAUGUUCUCAUUAAAGAACUGGGAUCCAUGCUUCCUGGAAAUGCUAGAAAGAUGGACAAAUCUACUGUUUUGCAGAAGAGCAUUGACUUUUUACGCAAACAUAAAGAAAUCACUGCACAGUCAGAUGCUAGUGAAAUUCGACAAGACUGGAAACCUACAUUCCUUAGUAAUGAAGAGUUUACACAAUUAAUGUUAGAGGCUCUUGAUGGUUUUUUUUUAGCAAUCAUGACAGAUGGAAGUAUAAUAUAUGUGUCUGAGAGUGUAACUUCAUUACUUGAACACUUACCAUCUGAUCUUGUAGAUCAAAGUAUAUUUAAUUUUAUCCCAGAAGGGGAACAUUCAGAGUUUUAUAAAAUACUCUCUACCCAUCUGCUGGAAAGUGAUUCAUUAACUCCUGAAUACUUAAAAUCAAAAAACCAAUUGGAAUUCUGUUGUCAUAUGCUUCGAGGAACAAUAGACCCAAAGGAGCCAUCUACCUAUGAAUAUGUGAGAUUUAUAGGAAAUUUCAAAUCUUUAAACAGCGUUUCCACUUCAGCACAUAAUGGUUUUGAAGGAACCAUACAGCGCACACAUAGGCCUUCUUAUGAAGAUAGAGUUUGUUUUGUAGCUACUGUCAGGUUAGCUACACCUCAGUUCAUCAAGGAAAUGUGUACUGUUGAAGAACCCAAUGAAGAAUUUACAUCUAGACAUAGUUUAGAAUGGAAGUUUCUAUUUCUAGAUCACAGGGCACCACCAAUAAUAGGAUAUUUGCCAUUUGAAGUUCUGGGAACAUCAGGCUAUGAUUACUAUCAUGUGGAUGACCUAGAAAAUCUGGCAAAAUGUCAUGAGCACUUAAUGCAAUACGGGAAAGGUAAAUCAUGUUAUUACAGGUUCCUGACCAAAGGGCAACAGUGGAUUUGGCUUCAAACUCAUUAUUAUAUCACUUAUCAUCAGUGGAAUUCAAGGCCGGAGUUUAUUGUUUGUACACACACUGUAGUAAGUUACGCAGAAGUAAGGGCUGAAAGACGACGAGAACUUGGUAUUGAAGAGUCUCUUCCUGAGACAGCUGCUGACAAAAGCCAAGAUUCUGGGUCUGAUAAUCGAAUAAACACGGUCAGUCUCAAAGAAGCAUUGGAAAGGUUUGAUCACAGCCCAACCCCUUCUGCCUCCUCCCGGAGUUCAAGAAAAUCAUCUCACACAGCAGUCUCAGACCCUUCCUCAACACCAACAAAGAUCCCAACGGAUACUAGCACUCCUCCCAGACAGCAUUUACCAACUCAUGAAAAGAUGGCACAAAGGAGAUCAUCAUUUAGUAGUCAAUCCAUAAAUUCCCAGUCUGUUGGUCCUUCUUUAACACAGCCAGUGAUGUCUCAAGCUGCAAAUUUACCAAUUCCACAAGGCAUGUCUCAGUUUCAGUUUUCAGCUCAAUUAGGAGCCAUGCAGCAUCUGAAAGACCAGUUGGAGCAACGGACACGGAUGAUAGAGGCAAAUAUUCAUCGACAACAAGAAGAACUAAGGAAAAUUCAAGAACAACUUCAAAUGGUCCAUGGUCAGGGGCUGCAGAUGUUUUUGCAACAGUCAAACCCUGGAUUGAAUUUUGGUUCUGUUCAACUUUCUUCUGGAAAUACAUCUGCUAUCCAGCAGCUCACAUCUAUAAAUAUGCAAAGCCAGGUUGUUCCUGCCAACCAGAUUCAAAGUGGAAUGAGUGCUGGACACAUGGGCACAAGUCAGCACCUGAUGCAACAACAGACUUUACAAAGUACAUCAACUCAGCAAAGUCAACAGAGUGUACUGAGUGGGCACAGUCAACAAACAUCUCUUCCCAGUCAGACGCAGAGCGCUCUUACGGCCCCACUGUAUAACACGAUGGUCAUCUCUCAGCCUGCACCCGGGAGCAUGGUCCAGAUUCCAUCCAGCAUGUCACAGAACAGCACCCAGGGUGGUGCAGUAACCACAUUCACUCAGGACAGACAAAUAAGAUUUUCUCAAGGUCAGCAACUUGUGACCAAAUUAGUGACUGCUCCUGUAGCUUGUGGAGCAGUCAUGGUACCUAGUACUAUGCUUAUGGGUCAGGUGGUGACUGCCUAUCCUACUUUCACCACACAACAGCAGCAGGCACAGACUUUGUCGGUGACACAGCAGCAACAACAGCAGCAGCAACAACAGCAGCAGCAACAGCAACAGCAGCAGCAGCAGCAGCAGCAACAACAACAGAGUUCCCAGGAGCAGCAGCUUCCUUCAGUUCAGCAACCAUCUCAGGCUCAGUUGACCCAUCCACCACAGCAGUUUUUACAGACUUCUAGAUUGCUCCAUGGGAAUCCCUCAACUCAGCUCAUCCUCUCUGCUGCAUUUCCACUACAGCAGAGCACCUUCCCUCAGUCACAUCACCAGCAACACCAGUCCCAGCAACCGCAGCAACUUGGUCGUCAUAGGACUGACAGUUUGACUGAUCCUUCUAAGGUUCAACCGCAGUAGCACACAUGCUUCCUCUCUGAUGCCAAGGGAGGAAGGAGAUGACCCAGAAAGAGCUGCUCAGAUAACCUAAGGAUAGGAGAAGUUCCAGCAGUUUCAUGCAAUGCAGUAUUGAAUGUUCUAGUUCGUGGAUUAGUGGCAGGGAAAAUGCUGCCUAGUGAUAUAGAUGUACAUUAAAUACCAGCCAGCAGGAAGACGAUUGUAGGGACAUAGCCAAUUCUGACAGUGUUUCAGUUGCCCGGAUAUUUUUGAUGGAAAGAGUGUAUUGCCAAACAUUAAGGAGCUCAGCUAUGAAAUGAUCUCCAGUGAAUGCAAAAGGCAUUAACAAUGUUAGUAACUUCUGGUGGUUCUGUGCCUGUUACCUAGUGUUACCAAGGACACAUCACUGCGCUGGGUUUGCUUACAAUGAUGCCAUGAAGAUAAUCCAGGAGUCAAGUGUCCCUCACCCCAGUCACUCUCCCUUUUCACGUGAUGAUGGAAGUGUGAUUACUUUCAGAAUGUUGUGUAGGUUCAAAGUCUGUAUGUAUAGAUACUGUAAAAAUAUGUAUAUGCCUGGGUGAAGGAGAGAAAGCAAACCAUUGUGUGUGCUGCAUGAAAGCAUUGACUCUUCUUAUGAGUACAUUUCAUUAGACUACCGCACCAUGUACAAACUGAUACAUCAGCCUCUGUUUUUCCUUUUGUUUACAACACAGUAGUAUUCUAUUCACUUUUCCAGGGCACAAGUCUUUUUGUUCAUACUUUGGCUGUGAUGUCACAGUUUGUUCAGUGAGGUAUGAUGUGCUGCUGGGAAUGAAUCUUUUCUUUUUUUCAGGUUAAAUUAUUGAUACAACAGAUUUUCAAGUUAUUCAUAAAUAUCCCUCAUUUCAUUAUUUUUCAGUUAUGUUUGAAAAUAGGAUUUGCACUGCUUUACUUUAGGUGGUUGAGAGUUUGAUCACAUUUUUUGAUGUAUUUCAUAGUUCGAAAUAUUUAUGUAAAUGGUUUUCAGCAAGCCUGAAAGUAAUUUCAAGAAUGUUUCAGUUAUAGGAGUCAAGUUUGCACACAAAAGAUUUAGGCACUUUUUAACAUUCUCAAUGGUGAGAAUUUUAACUUUUAAGAUUUGUUGGAAUCUUUUUAUUAUCCUUCACAAUUUCAGUGCUUCUUUUAGUCAGAAAUAAUUCAGGGUUAUUUGAGGGGGGGGGACCCAUAGUGCCUUGAUUUUAAUUCAGGUGAUAACUCACCAUCUUGAACUCAUUGUCUGGUUGCAGUAGCAGCUUUGAAACCUUAGUACAUUUUUAACAGCAUGUGGGUGUCCAUGUCAUUAUUCUCCUAAGUUCCUAUGAAGGCUGCUGUGAGUCUUUUGAACUGGAGUACAAAUAACUUAGAAAAUAAAAUAAGACAGCCUAACGCUGUCACAGUUACUAAUGUGAUCCCUAAAUUAGUAUCUUCCUUUAAAGCUAAAUCAUCACUUGAAUAUUUACUCAAUAUGAUCUUGAUAUUCCUACAGAAGAGGGGUAAGAAUUGGCUUUGCCUUUGCUUCAACACCAGGAUAUUUAUAACUCACAUGCUUUCUAAACGUGCACUAAGAUUUCAUUUGGCAGUAUUACAUUUUAAAUGUAAUAAAUCCCAACACAAGUUAUAUAUAUUUUAAAAAGCGUUUUUUAGAUUUUAUGGUACUAAUAAUGAAAUUUACAACUAUAGAUCAAAAGAUUAGGAAAAUUCCUUAUUCAAAUAUAGAAAACUAUUACUGAUAAAAGGGAGAAUAAGCAUAAGAAACCAAAAUUGGUCUACGGCCAUCCCACCCUGAACACACCCAAUCUUGUCUGAUCUCAGAAACUAAGCAGGGUCAGGCCUGGUUAGUACUUGGAAGGGAGAAACCAAAUUGACUUAAGAAAAUGGAUAACAGAGUUGAGGUUGUUAAAUAGAAAAGGUUUUGAGCAAUGAAAAAUGGUAAUGCGGAAUGCUAAAGGGCUUGGGAAUGCUGAGUCAAUUUUUUGUCUUGUUUUUCUAUUUAAAAAACCUAUUUCUAGUCAAUUAAAUUAGAAAAUAAAUUAGACAAAACAACCAAAGAAAAUUGUUACCUACCCUCCUCACAAAAGAAGUGUUGCUAGAUACCAGUCACUAAUUAACAUACUGUGGAGGUAUUAUUCUAGCUAAAUGAUUACCCAGAAGAUUCCCAACAGUCCUGUGAAUACCAAGAAUAGUUGUCAGGAUGCAUGUACCUGAGCAUACAGACAAACAGAUGUAAAAUACUGCAACAGCAUUGCUUUUCUCCCCUUCCAAAUUGCCUUUCUCAACCAUAUGCUAUUCCUUAUAAUGUACAUUUGAGUUGUGCCUCAUUUAUUUGUUGGCAGUCUCUAGUGAUAGGGAUUUAGCUAACAAAAAAGAUAUGACGAAGCAUUAUAUUAAGGUUUAUCCUCUUAAGUACCAUACUUAGAAGAAAGAUCACGAACUGUGAAUACUGUGUGCUUAACAAAAGCAAUGCCCAACCCAAGCCAAAAGGUAAAUUACUAUACACUCACAUUCUACUACCCCUACCCCCUUCAAAUAAUUUCCAUCUUCACAGGUAUUUUGAAAUUCGGAAUUUAAACAAAAUUGGGAAAUUUAAACAAAAUUUUUCUUUAUAAUUUUUGUUCUUCACAGCUCAUUUUUCCCCAUUUUAUAUUAAUGUUGCUAAAUUUUUAAAAAACUAGCUCCUUUUUCUUCGCUGUCUGUGGAGAAUUGUGUUGAAAAGCCAGUCAUCAACUGCCUCUUCUUUACCUUUGGUUUCCUCUUGCUUCCGGUAAAUUUGAGUUGCAAAGUUGUCCCUGCCCUCCCUCCCAUGAAGUGAGCAUUUAGAUGAAGAUUCAGCAGUUGUUUGUUCUUCAUUCAUUUCUGUAGCCAAAGUUAAUUAAAAUCCCAAAUCUAAAGCAUAAAAAGAUACCAAAUAGGAACUUUUCAGCUUUUCUCUCUGCUUUACUCUCAAAGGAUUCAGUUGUUCUUAGAAACAUUUUAUUCUGGGUGACACUUUAAAGGAAAAAUGCUAGCUGUGAUACAGUUAGUUACCUUGCUUUGGACUGCUAAGGCCCUGGAUCAGUCAGCAUUACUUGACAAAUAUGAGACCUGCAAGGAUUAAUAAUGUUGCUGCUGAGAGCAGUGUCAAACCAGAACUUAAGACACUUGAGUAUUUUUUUUUCCUUAGUCGAAAAUAUGGGAGGAAAACCAGAUGUGGUGGAUGAGGGUAGCAUGUUAAGUACUACCAUUUCAAACUUCAUCCUCAAUUCAGGGGGUAAUUUUAGAGUGCUGUACUCUGCUUUGUCAGUUAGAUGUGGCUGAGGACUAUACUAGUCAUAAAAGGAUGCCAGUGAAUUUGAAUUGCUUAUUACAGUGCAGAAUACUGAAAGUUUAUUUGAAUUCUUUAGAUGUGCUAUGUAGUGGUCAUUGCCUUAAAGCAGUCUCUUAAAGUCAGUUAGGAGCACUGAAGCAGUUCAGCUCUAUAAAGGGCAUUGUGUUGACGGGAGAUGAACCCUUGGUUCAAGAAGCCUUAGAAAGGAACCCUUAAAAUAGUCUACACAGGUGGGAAUUCUUUUCAACUGGAUAUUACUCCAUGUGUCUGAAAAUGUUUCCACUAUGUUGAGGCAAACUUUUAAGUGGAAUGCAGAUGGCGUUUUUACUUUUGUAUGUCUCUCUUUUCAAUUUGGUGAUUGAAGGUUUGUUGAACAUUUGUGUAAAACUCAUUCAAAUCUAUAACCUUUCUGACAUCUGUGGCCCUGUUGUUAGUCCCGCAGGAAUCCACAGACGGUAUAAACACUGGAUAUUAAUAUUGCUGAGUGCAUCUAGCCAGGUGUAAGCUGAUUGGAACUUUUCAGUGGUGAAGAAACAGCACAAAGGCACUUGCCAUUUUAAUAGUACAAUAAUUAGAGAAAGGAGACCUUUUAAGUUUGGAUUGGGUGAGCAUUCUUCUAAAAGGAGCCUCUGAAGUAAUUGCAAAGGAAAAGAGUUGACUAUUUUUAUAGCAUAUUUAAUAUAUUUGUAUAUAACCAUGAGUAUAGUAGGACCCCUCCACAUACCUCCCUCUUUUCUAAUAUCCUCCUCCUUUUGCCAUAGCCCUAGUAUAGCCUCAUCCGCAUGGGUAAUGUGCCUAUCGUCAGCCUACCAAAAGAUAGUGCUGCUGCUUUUUGAGACAGGUGAGAAGACCAGAAUCUCAUGCCUGGGGAUCCUUUAUGGGAGGUAUAGCACACACUUAAAACAACAUACCACAGUCUAAAAGCAUCAUUUUGAAAGGUAACAUGCACUUUAUUGCAAUUAUUCAUUUUGAUAAAGUUUAUUAUCUUAGGCAUUAACCAUUUCUAAAGGAUCCCCAAAUCAUCACUUAGGUGAAAUUAUAAACUGACACAUUUCUGAGAAAUGUUUAGAUCCAGUGAACCAUAGUAGGUUUAUGGGAGUGAUUUCAUGGUAGCCAAAUGAACUCUUGUUUUGAAUGUGGUGGAGUCGAGACUGUAGAUGCCUAGUUCCAUUUAAACACUAUUGUAAACCUAUCUUGCCUAUUGUGUGGACACCAAAAGAAACCAAUGAGCCUGUUUAUUUUCAGAGGUCUAGGAAAAUUGCAUCCAUGUGAGUAGAUGUACAGAAUUAAUCUAAAAGUGAUUGGUAGUAAUAUUUAGAAUAAUUUCAAGAAUUAUUGAGUGUUUUAAAUGUGCCCUGAAAUGUUGGCAUGUCAUUUCAGCAUUUCCAUUUGACUGCUCUUAUAAUAUUUUUGCACAAAAAGGACUGAGAUUUCUACUUUGGUUGAAGAAAAAAUACAUAAUUUGGUCUUAUUUUAAUGUCUCCUGUGGAAACACUAGGGAUGAAUUUUGUUGGUAUAGUUAUUAAUUCAGGAUAUUUAAAAGUGUUUGAACAGAUUACAAGAAUUAAGCAAACUUGGAUAUUUAAAAAUUAAAAUACUUUUUUUUUCCAUGUGACUGUUUUGCAUUUUUUCCCCAUUGUCAUAACACUACAUUCCUUGUUUUUCUUAAAUAAUACUUUGCAGGUUUUGAGUAUUUAACAAUGUUUUGUAAGCUGCCUGGGUUUUCCCAGGGAAAUGUUCUUUAGUGAAAUAGGAAUCGUUACAUAGUUUCUGAGACUAUUAAGUGAAAUUCUAUCACCACCACCAGCAAACACUGAGGUGCUGCAUUAAGUGACAAUCAAAAUAGUAUUUAUGACAGAAUAUAGAAAGUGGUUGAAAGCAGUUCUCUGGGUUUAAUAAAAUGGCUAAAUAUAUUUAUUUAUAUUUUUAAAUAUCUUUGCAUUUUUCUCGGUGAUUUCAGCGUUGUGUAUUUAAUUUGUGGUUUUGUUUUGCAUCAUCUUAUAUUUGGAGAACUGAUUCUUACUUGGGGUGGACCCGCCCUUUUGCUGACUCCAAGAACAAUCCAAAUCUGUUUCAUGUCAGGAUGGCAAUGGAGGGCCCAAAUCCAGAUGUCCCUGCACCUUCCUCCCAUUCUCAAUUCAUUUGAGAAAAGAAUUUUAAAAGGUAACUUCUUUAAACUCUGCUUCACACAGCUCCAACCUUUGUUCUGUUUUCACUUGCUGCCUUCUCUAUUUUAUGGGCACUUUUAAUGUAACUGAAUGAGUUAUAUCAGUUUUUAUAUCAGUACUUCUCCAACACAGCCGAAGGCCAGUAUGGCAGAACCAGUGUGGCACAUGUCGCCUCAGUUUUGCCCAUUUGGGGAAAUGUUAGUAAAAUAAUGGUUGUCAUUAUCAUAUCCAUAUUAAAGUCCUUAUAGAUGGGAUACAUACACACUGGAAACUUACAGAAAGUUUGCUGUCUUUAUACAGUUGUAGUGGUAUUCUUUUAAAACAAAACAAAACCUCCAUACAUAGCACUGUCCAAUAAAGCAGUGAUUGAGCAUUUGAAGCCUAGACAUUUGAAGAUCUUUCUGCUCACACACAUUGGAACCUAAUCCUCUAUUUCAGAGCUCCCAGAGUAGCUCUGGAGUCCCACAGGCGAGGUAAAACACACAGAAGGAUCCCUCAGAGAAUGGUAACUAAAACACAACAACCACAGGUUAGAUUUAAGGAUGUAAAAAAUGUCUAACUCUGAAGGUUUUACUGGAAGAAAUGCUGUUUUCAAAUAUAUGCAUUUAAAUCUCUGAAGAAACAAACUGUGACAUUGCUUUAAGUAAUGUUUAUUUUGAGUUGGUCUGUACUGGUACUAGGUCACUGCUGGCAGUGGCUGUAUGAGUACUAUGAAGUUAAAAUGUAGGAAAAGCUGUUACCUUCAAAUUGAUGUGUCAUAACUUGACAAUCAUCUUCAAGCAAAAAAAGAUACAUCAUCCAGAAAAUGUCCUUUUUUAAAAUGUCAGCCUGAACAGCUAUAAUUUAAACCAUUCUAGGACUAUGUUGAAAUCUACUGUACUAUGGUUUAAGUUGGGGAAAGGUCUCAGUAUGAUACUUUCAUAUUCACUCUAUGUAAAAAUUGAAGCCCAAAGACAAGUUAAAUCAGUGCUGUAUUGAAGUUAGUGCAAAAAAAGAAAGUUUUAUCUUUGUAAAUUUUUAAUUGUUAACAGCAAUUGGUAGUUGUAAAAAUAUACACCAAAUUCUUUCUAAUGUUCUGCGUGGUUCUUAAGUGUGCUAUUCUUGACGCUGCUGUCCUUACUGCUUGGUUCUUGAUUUUAAAUUAAAAAGUAGGUGUAGCCCGUCAUUCUUUCCAAAGUGUGGAGCUGUAAAUGGCUACUGACCCUGAGAUAAGGCUUUUUUCUUCCUAAAGCAAACAAUUGAAAUCUAAUUUACAGAAAUAAGCACUGGCAUUUUUCAAGUAUUCUGCCAAAAUCCUAAAUUGCAUUUAAACAUGAAGGAUAAUGAAUGGUUUUAACGGUGCUAUAUUAGGUUCUCUGAUUUUUAUGAGCUGUUUGGAAAUAUAAUAGUGUAUAAAAUAUGUGGCUCAUUUUGUUACCAAUUUAAUAUUGUCAUUUAAAUUUAGUUACCAUUGGUUAAUCUUGUUUUUCAAGCUAUCCUUUGAGAAGAAAGUCAAAAUGUGUUAUUAGCCUACCUCCACUUGGGCCUCUUGCUGUAUGAUCACCUUUCCAGGUUUUGAUGUGCAUAGCUUUUAAAAUAUCUAUGUACUAUUAUAAUGCUCUUUCCCCAUAGACUCUUGUAAUGUAUUCAAAACCUAAAAUUAUAGCAAAAAGAGCCAAGCAGUAGCAUUGUGGGGUUUUUUGUAAAUGUAAAAAUACUUAGAUCCAGACUUUGUUUCCUUCAAUUUUAAAAAUAAAAAAUACCUCAGUGCUAUGUUUUUCAGUAUCACCUGCAUUUCUCCAAAAGUAACACCUGCUUUAUGUGGCACAUAACUUGUAAGAAUCACAUUUUGGAUUUUAAAGAAAGACUAUUAAAUAUUUUAAAAUCACUAUCAA